This is a messenger RNA of Diceros bicornis minor, 1737 nucleotides long. It is a transcript of the gene CCNA1, whose product is annotated as cyclin A1. Gene Ontology annotation, biological process: mitotic cell cycle phase transition; regulation of cyclin-dependent protein serine/threonine kinase activity. Gene Ontology annotation, molecular function: cyclin-dependent protein serine/threonine kinase regulator activity. Gene Ontology annotation, cellular component: nucleus; cyclin A2-CDK2 complex; cytoplasm. The record is from RefSeq and is a predicted model, not a curated record. Lineage: Eukaryota; Metazoa; Chordata; Mammalia; Perissodactyla; Rhinocerotidae. Bases 257 to 1522 code for a protein of 421 amino acids. The transcript is spliced from 9 exons.
AAGAAGGGGUUCACGGAAACAGUCCCUUCCAAAGCCCCGGCCAUCGCGGGGUGGGCCGCCUUCCUCCCUCCCAGGCCGGGGCGCCGGCCAGAAGACACACGUGCGCCGACCGGGGCCGCCCACCCGGGCACGCCGGGGUCAGGACCGCGCAGGACGAGCUGGGAGCCGCCGCCCGUUGGCCUCGCCCAGCCCUGAACGCCCAGGGGUCGCGGCGCGUCUGCUGGGAGCGAGUGAGCAGCCUGUGGCGACUGAGACCAUGCAUUGCAGCAGCUCCAAGAGCCGGGUGGUCUUGGCUCCAGUGUCUCGAGGUCCUGAUGCCUGUCAGGUGAUAACCAGAGCACAGCUCGGCCAGGAUCCCCCACAAAGAACAGUGCUAGGGGUGCUAACUGAGAAUGGGCAGUACAGGAGGACCUGUGGCCAGGGGAUCACAACAGUCAGGUGUUUCUCUGGGUCAGAAAAUGUCUUCCCUUCGACUGGAAAGAAACCGCUCUCUGACUGUGGGGUCCAGGUGCCUGCCAAGCAAGGAUUUGAUAUCUACAUGGAUGAACCUGAGCAGGGGGACAGAGACAGCUGCGCAGGGAGAGAGGGGAUGGCAUUUGAGGAUGUGUAUGAAGUAGACACCAGCACACUCAAGUCAGACCUUCACUUCUUGCUGGAUUUUAACACAGUUUCCCCUAUGCUGGUAGAUUCAUCUCUCCAUUCCCAGUCUGAAGAUGCAUCAGAUUUUGGUACAGAUGUGAUAAAUGUGACUGAAUAUGCUGAAGAAAUUCAUCAGUACCUUAGAGAAGCUGAAAUAAGAUACAGACCCAAGGCACACUACAUGAGGAAACAGCCGGACAUCACAGAAGGCAUGCGGACGAUUCUGGUGGACUGGCUGGUGGAGGUUGGAGAAGAAUACAAGCUUCGAGCAGAGACUCUCUACCUGGCCGUCAACUUCCUGGACAGGUUUCUUUCCUGCAUGUCUGUUCUGAGAGGGAAAUUGCAGCUUGUAGGAACAGCAGCUAUUCUUCUGGCUUCGAAAUAUGAAGAAAUAUAUCCCCCCGAAGUAGAUGAGUUUGUCUAUAUAACUGAUGAUACUUACACAAAGCGACAACUGUUAAGAAUGGAACACCUGCUCCUGAAAGUCCUGGCUUUUGAUUUGACAGUGCCAACCACCAACCAGUUUCUCCUUCAGUACUUGAGGAGGCAAGGAGUGUGCAUCAGAACCGAGAACCUGGCCAAGUACGUAGCAGAACUGAGUCUACUGGAAGCUGACCCAUUCUUGAAAUAUCUUCCUUCACUGAUAGCUGCAGCAGCUUAUUGCCUGGCAAACUAUACUGUGAACAGGCACUUUUGGCCAGAAACCCUUGCUGCAUUUACAGGCUAUUCAUUAAGCGAAAUUGUUCCUUGCCUGAGUGAGCUACACAAAGCAUGCCUUGGUAUACCCCAUCGACCUCAACAAGCAAUUCGGGAGAAGUAUAAGGCUUCGAAGUACAUGCACGUGUCUCUCAUGGAACCACCUGCAGUUCUUCCGCUACAAUAAGUUUCAGAACUGAAGCACUUUCAGAUCUUAACCUCCACAUCGACAGAACUGGUCUUAAUUUUUAUAGGUUUCUGCAGGUUGGGUCAACUAGUGUUGCUACAAUAUAGAUAACAUAUUUUUAAAAAUGUAAAUGUAUUUAGGUUCUCUUAGACUUUAGUAGCUUGUAAUAUAGUCUAACAUUUUUUAAAGAAUAAACAACUUGCUUUAUGACCACG